AUGCUCGCUAGGCUGCAAAAGAACUGGUUUUUAAUCGGGAUCGUUGUGGUGAUUAGCUUAGCUAAAAUUGCACCGUUCAUUGGCGCUAAAGGUGGGAUUUUAAAGCCCGAAAUUACUGUCAAGUACGUGGCUGUGUCAACUAUCUUUUUGAACAGUGGUUUGUCAUUGAAGACAGAAGAGUUAAAAAGUGCCCUUAGCAAUGUGCGAUUGCAUGUAUUUGUUCAGAGUUUUACGCUGGCCUUUGUCCCUGGUUUGAUGUCACUAAUAGUGAGAAUCUUGCAGUUUACGAGCUUGAAUGAAUGGCUAUUGAAAGGACUAUUGGUGGUGGGAUGUAUGCCUCCCCCAGUCUCAUCAGCCGUGAUACUUACAAAGGCUGUUGGUGGAAAUGAGGCAGCAGCGAUCUUCAACUCCGCGUUCGGAAGUUUCCUCGGAAUAUUCGUCACCCCUUUUCUACUGCUCGUGUUCCUAGGAUCCUCUUCUGGAGUUCCAUUUCUUUUGAUCGUAGCCCAGUUAUCCAUGACCGUGGUAUGUCCUCUGUUAGUGGGGCAGUUUUUAAGAAGGUACAUAAAGGACUGGAUGGAAGAGACCAAGCCUCCAUUUGGAACUAUCAGUAGCUGUGUUUUACUGUUGAUAAUCUACACAACAUUUUGUGAUACAUUUUCUCAGAAAACUGGAGACAUUGAUUCAACAGAUUUAUUAUCUGUUAUUGUCAUUAUUAUCUUAUUACAAUGUUGUUUAUUGGCCCUCACGUUUUCCUUGGCAACCAUGAAAGAAUCAACAUUUACCCCAGCGGACACAGUUGCUAUCAUGUUUGCUUCGACACACAAAUCUUUGACUUUAGGCAUUCCCAUGCUAAAAAUUGUUUUUGCGGGCUACAAGUACCUUUCAUUGAUCUCAAUUCCUCUGCUGAUUUAUCACCCUGUGCAAAUUUUGCUAGGUGGCCUGUUAGUUCCUGUGGUGAAGGGGUGGAUGUUAAGUGCACAACAGAAAGAAAAGGCAGCUGUCAAUGCAGCUAUAUAG
Molecule: messenger RNA, 1020 nt
Organism: Porites evermanni
Lineage: Eukaryota; Metazoa; Cnidaria; Anthozoa; Scleractinia; Poritidae
Source: the annotation of a GenBank genome assembly